This is a messenger RNA of Acanthocheilonema viteae, 2091 nucleotides long. The record is from the annotation of a GenBank genome assembly. NCBI's taxonomy places the organism in Eukaryota, Metazoa, Nematoda, Chromadorea, Rhabditida, Onchocercidae.
AUGACCAGUUCAGGAGAGGAUGAUUUGCAAGGAAAUGCAUUCGGGUCUUUAUUUCCAAAAGCAGGUAAAUCUGUUGAAAGCAAUAACAGUGCAAAUGCAUCAAUAUUUGUAAAUCCUUCGGUUCUGUUACAUGACCAGUUAACCAGUGCUGCAUCCUUCGCUCUGGUUGAUUUGAUUGCUUCAGUGCUGAGGCUCGAUUUUUGGCAGAAUAAUAACCGCUUGAAUGACAUAGAGUUUUGUAAAGAAACAUUGGAAAAAGUACUCAAGCGUACCGCAUUGCCAGAACGGACGAACGUAACUGUGCGACAUCACCUUAUGGGUGAUGGUGCAACAGACGAUAUAGCAACGUUUGUCACUCUUAUUAAGAAGGACCCGAUCGUAGAUGAGAAAGGAGCUUUAGCUAUUCUCGUCUGUCUUUUAUCUAUUUUCACAGAGUAUGGUACUUACGAUUGUCGUUGUCGUGUUUUAUUGCGUCAUAUUUGUGCACUUUUAGCGGUAGGAUUGGACGAUUUUGAGGAUAUAGAGGAUGCGCUAGUUGAUACAAUCACUGGAUAUCAAUACAAAGAAAGUGAAGAACAAAGGAUAAUAAGAACUAGAGCUACGAAACUGAAAAAAAUUAAACGAUAUGCCAUGAUUGGUGCAGCGAGUGUUGUUGGUGGUAUCUUAAUAGGAGUGACAGGUGGUCUAGCAGCGCCGUUAAUAGCGAUUGGUGCAGGAGCCGUAGUUGGCGGUGGAGCAGCAGCAGGUAUUGGAACAGUAACGGGCGCUACUGUACUUGGAUCGUUAUUUGGAGUAGCCGGUGCGGGAUUAACAGGUUACAAAGUACAGAAACGAGUAGGUUUAAUCGAAGAAUUUGUAAUUCAGCCGAUUUCUGAAGGACGAAGUUUACAUUGUGUUUUGGCAAUCAGUGGCUGGAUUGAAGAUCAAGGAGAACGUGUCUUCCAACAACAAUGGAGACAUUUGUGGUUGUCACGUGAACAGUAUAUUUUGCGUUAUGAAAGUAAAUAUUUGGUAGAACUAGGACGAGCAGUUGAUUAUUUGAGGUCUUUCGCAGUAUCACUUGCUGUUCAACAUACUCUUUUGGAAACUGCCUUUGCAGGUUUAGUAACUGCAAUUGCAUGGCCAGUGACACUUCUUUCUGCAUCUAGUGUAAUCGAUAACCCAUGGAAUAUUUGCGUCGGUGAACAGUUAGCCGAAGUAUUGCUGAGUCGUGCUCAUGGCAAUCGUCCUAUCACCUUGAUAGGAUUUUCACUUGGAGCACGUGUGAUUUUCCAUUGCUUAAUGGCCAUGACCAAAUGGAGCACGUGUUAUGGAAUAAUUAAUGAUGUUGUUCUUCUUGGUGCACCCGUAACAGCUUCACCCACUCAAUGGCAGCAGAUAAGUCAGGUUGUUGGAGGACGGAUUAUAAAUGGCUAUUGUAACAGCGAUUGGUUACUUAGGUUUAUUUACCGUACAAUGAAUGCACAAUUUACGAUUGCUGGCACGGGUCCUGUGAUAUGCAAAAUGGAAAAGAAAAUUGUCAAUUUCAACCUUUCUCAUAUAAUAAAGGGUCACCUGGACUAUUCCCGAAAAUUAACUGAAGUAUUGGAAGCGGUUGGAGUCCGAGUUACGCCGCGUUGUGAUGAAAUGCUCAAUGUGAAUGAAGUUACAAGAAAACUGGACAUUGAUAAUACUAAUUUUGAUGUGUCAGAGGAGAAAGGACUCUCUUCUAACAUGAAAAUAUAUGGUUUUAAAAUUUCACCGGGUCUAAGGAUGUCAUCUGCACUCAUCGUUGGUGGCGUUGGUUUGGUAGUCAUUGGACUAACUGGACGUAUGAUGCUGCGAAAUCGUGCGGCAUUCCUGAAAAUGGCGAAAACAUUGCCGGUUGCAAAUAGUAUGUCGAAAUAUUAUCGUGGUGGUUUCGAGCCUGUUAUGACGCGACGUGAAGCGGCAUUGGUCCUUGGUGUAUCACCCAAUGCUCCGGCAGCGAAAGUGAAGGAAGCGCAUAAACGUAUAAUGAUUGCCAAUCAUCCUGAUCGUGGUGGUUCACCUUAUUUGGCUGCAAAAAUUAACGAAGCAAAAGAUAAAUUGGAAUCAACAAGACACGAAUAA